AUGUCGAUGCCUCAAACCCAGCAGAUCGCACCCGCAAGUCUCUCCUACCGCAAUUCAUGCCAGCCCAUCUCUCCAUCUCCUCCCACUUACGCUGCCUCAUCUGUGAUGCCCUACGAGCGCAGUCUCUCGACAUGCUCUCUGAUCCAAGAUUCCGCGUCUGUAUGCUCUCUCGAUACCCAACUCCCACCUACAGCCACGGCCCACGGAAAGCGUGUGAUCGCGUUUUGGUUUCGUUUGGGAGCUGUGCACGUCAUGAGGCCAAACUUUGCAAAUUCAUUUACACUUACUCUCCGAUACGCUAGAGUUGCAGCGUGUCUCGUGGCCUACUUCCUCAACCUUUACAUCCUCCCAGCAAUUACAUCUAUGUUGUGCUCGUUGUGGUGCGAACGUCGAAAACCGUCGACGUCUAAUCGCAUAGGAGAGCGCCACUUCAAACUCUCUUCGAAACAGGCACCCCUUCAUGAACCAGGCACCUAUACAACACCCUCCUGGUUCUUUGAAGAGGAGGAAGCUGCCGAUAUGCCAUACGGCGCUAACACCGUGGACGGCGGAGGAGAGGGAUACUACGUGGAGUGUUCAUGGGGUCCGGAGGUCUUGGCCUAG
This is a messenger RNA of Laccaria bicolor S238N-H82, 603 nucleotides long. RefSeq lists its product as uncharacterized. Bases 1 to 603 code for a protein of 200 amino acids. The record is from RefSeq and is a predicted model, not a curated record. The transcript has 8 exons. NCBI's taxonomy places the organism in Eukaryota, Fungi, Basidiomycota, Agaricomycetes, Agaricales, Hydnangiaceae.